Molecule: messenger RNA, 1346 nt
Organism: Lolium perenne
Lineage: Eukaryota; Viridiplantae; Streptophyta; Magnoliopsida; Poales; Poaceae
Source: RefSeq, a predicted model, not a curated record
UGGAUAAAUCAAUCUCAACAGCUAAACCUCUAACCGCACAUUGCUCGGUCGAUCGAUCACAUACCGUCACCGCCGGCCCUGCAGAAGAUGGCGGAGACGACGGUGGCCACCAACGCGGGCGCCGCGCCCUCGGAAGACGCGAUACGGGAGAUCCUCGCGCGCCUGGACGAGCCGUCCACCCUCGUCCGCUGCGCCGCCACGUGCAGGCGGUGGCGCGCCCUAGCGGCCGAGCCGGCCGUCCUCCGCCGCCUCUGGCCGGACCCGGACCGCUCCUUCGUCGGCGUGUUCACCAACGAAUGGCGCCGGGGAGAAGGGGUCUCCUUCGUCCCGGUGCCGGGAUCGGCCCUCGGCACCGGCCGCCGCCUCCUCAGCUCCUUCAUCCCCGACGCCCCCGGCGUAUCCGAUUCGGUGCAGCCGCUCGCCUCGCACCACGGCCUCAUCCUCGUGCGCCUCCUCCCGCGCGAGCCCGGCACCAUGCAGCUCGCCGUGUGCGAUCCGCUCGCCGCCACGUGGUACGUGCUACCCGCGCUAAGGGUGAGAGUAGCUUGCUACUUCCUAGGCUACGCCAUUGCAGUAACCGGCGGUGCCGAUCGGUCCUCAUCGUCUUCGCCGAGCCGCUUCAGAGUGCUAGUUCUCAGGACAGUAGUAGAGGAAUUUGUCAGAGAAUACAUUCUUCACGCCUUCUCGUUUGGCCAGCCAAGCUGGAGCGCUCCUACGAAGUUCCCUGGACAUGUGGAGUACAACAUCAACGGUGCCACUAUUGCCCACGCGGACGCCGCCAUGUGCCAUGGCGGUGUAGCGCACUGGUUAUUCAAGAAGUCAUCGGAAUUGAUCUGCAUCCUCGGUAUCAAUUCUGAAACUGCCCACGUUGCUGCGGUGCUGCUCCGGAUCCCAGGGAAGCACCACAAACAAAUCCGGCUUACAACCACAGCCGAUGGGACGCUGUUGUCACUAUGCGCUUACGAUAGAGACCGUCGGUUUGAGAUAUGGGAGCAGCAACAGAGAGACGAUGAUGGUACUGUAAGUUGGAUUCGCGCAAAGGUGUUGAAGCUAAGGCUGCCGCUUGAAGGAGCGCGGCUGAUGUGUUUGGGCGCGAGGAGCCGCAGGUUGCUCAUGAUGGACUGCCACCAGCGUGUCCAUGUUUUGCACCUCGAAGGUGGAGCAAUGGAGGAGAUGGAAGACGAGUUUUAUGACCCCAACCUCAUUGCCGUGCCCAUGGAGAUUGGUUGGACCAGCUUCCUCAUGUCUCGGCUUCGCCGCAUAAUUGGAGGAAGAACAUGCUGAAUGUUUUAUUCUUUUACUUUUCUUUUCUACGAUAUGCUAGGUUAAAUAAGUUGCAUUGGGUU